AUGAGCAACCUAUCGUCGUCGCACCUGACCAGCCUGCAAGUGCCCCGCCGCGGGGCCGCCGUCGCCGCCGGUGACGCGGUGGACCCCUACGACGUCCCGCAGCCGCAGACUGCCACCUGCUGCACGGCGCUGCAGCGUGGCGUGGCUUCCGACGGCCUCGCGCAGCCGCGGUACGCGCCGCUGCGGACGCUAGCAACCGUCGACGACGAAGAAGCAGAGGAUGGCGAGGAUGAUUCCAAUAGCGGCAAGGACGACAAGGACGACGACGGCGCCACCGCGACCACGAUGAGGAGCGACAGCAAUAGCAGCAGCCGCAGCGGCAGGAGUAACAAGAAGAUGGUGCGCAAGUGCAAGUCGACGGUGGAUGAGUUGAAGGUGUCGCAGCUCAUCCAGGGCCCGCGGCUCCGGCGCAGCGUCGGCAUGCGCCGGGAUUGGAGCUUCGAGAACCUCGGCAACGCCGCCUAG
Miscanthus lutarioriparius is the source of this 465-nucleotide messenger RNA. The record is from the annotation of a GenBank genome assembly. Lineage: Eukaryota; Viridiplantae; Streptophyta; Magnoliopsida; Poales; Poaceae.